This is a messenger RNA of Marmota flaviventris (yellow-bellied marmot), 1426 nucleotides long. It is a transcript of the gene Ephx4, whose product is annotated as epoxide hydrolase 4. The record is from RefSeq and is a predicted model, not a curated record. NCBI's taxonomy places the organism in Eukaryota, Metazoa, Chordata, Mammalia, Rodentia, Sciuridae. Gene Ontology annotation, molecular function: catalytic activity.
GCGCGGAGCUGGCGACUGCGGGCCGGCCUGACACGCCGCGGCGCUUGCUCUCCAGCUCCCAAGGAAGGACAGCGGGCCCCGCCGCCGCCGCCCGAUGGCGAGGCUGCGGGAUUGCCUGCCCCGCCUGAUGGUGACGAUCCGGUCCUUGCUCUUCUGGUCCUUGGUCUACUGCUACUGCGGGCUUUGUGCCUCCGUCCACCUGCUCAAACUUUUGUGGAGCAUCGGCAAGGGACCCGCACAGACCUUCCGGCGGGUGACCCGGGAACACCCUCCUGCGUGCAUGAAUGACCCCUCUCUGGGUACCCACUGCUACGUGCGGAUCAAGGAUUCUGGGUUAAGAUUUCACUAUGUUGCUGCUGGAGAAAGAGGCAAACCGCUUAUGCUACUGCUUCAUGGAUUUCCAGAAUUCUGGUAUUCUUGGCGUUACCAACUGAGGGAAUUUAAAAGUGAAUAUAGAGUUGUCGCCCUGGAUUUGAGAGGCUAUGGAGAAACAGAUGCUCCCAGCCAUCGAGACAAUUAUAAAUUAGACUGUCUAAUUACAGAUAUAAAGGAUAUUUUGGACUCCUUAGGGUAUAGCAAGUGUGUUCUGAUUGGUCAUGACUGGGGAGGCAUGAUUGCCUGGCUCAUUGCCAUCUGUUAUCCUGAAAUGGUGAUGAAGCUUGUUGUUAUUAACUUUCCUCAUCCAAAUGUAUUUACAGAAUAUAUUUUACAACACCCUGCUCAGCUGUUUAAAUCCAGUUAUUACUACUUCUUCCAAAUACCACGGUUCCCAGAAUUCAUGUUCUCAAUAAAUGAUUUCAAGGCAUUGAAACACCUAUUUACUAGUCAAAGCACUGGAAUUGGGAGAAAAGGGUGUCGAUUAACAACAGAAGAUCUUGAAGCUUAUAUUUAUGUCUUUUCUCAGCCUGGAGCAUUAAGUGGUCCAAUUAACCAUUACCGAAAUAUUUUCAGCUGCCUGCCUCUCAAACAUCACAUGGUGACCACUCCGACACUCCUACUGUGGGGAGAGAAAGACGCAUUUAUGGAGGUUGAGAUGGCUGAAGUCACAAAAAUUUAUGUUAAAAACUAUUUCAGAUUAACUAUUUUGUCAGAAGCCAGUCAUUGGCUUCAGCAAGACCAACCUGAUAUAGUGAACAAACUGAUAUGGACAUUUCUAAAAGAAGAAACAAGAAAAAAAGACUGACUUUAUCUUCUAUGAGGGAUCUGUAAUGAAAUCUAAAUAUUUUUUAAAAAUUGUUUUCAACUUCAUUAUGUUUUAUUAGGGGAAACCCCUGUUUUAAUAUGCUUUAUCAUAAAUAAAUAUUCUGAUAAAUGGUAUUGAAAAAAAUUGAGAAUGUGUGAACGAGUAUUAUAAUGUUUAUUUCCAUCCGUCAUAUUUUGCACAGAAAAGCGUCUGCCUUAAAUUGUAUAUAUAUGUACAAAAAGG